AUGCUUUCUGCUCAUACUGUGGUGUUGGAUAGUGUCCAAAAGUUAGACACGCCACAUAUCUUCUACUUGAGAGAGAGUUUUCAUUUAUUCGAUGUAACAAUGCUUUCUGCUCAUACUGUGGUGUUGGAUAGUGUCCAACUAGAUGCCAAAUUUUUGGAACUGCCUUUUGACGACGGGAGUACCACUUUCACCAUAGUGCUUCCAAACGCCAGAGACGGCCUCGUUGAGCUCGAAAAGCAAAUCGAUAAGGUUUUGGCUACCACGGAUUUCGGUCAAAAGUAUGUGCAAGUGUCGCUUCCCACGGCAAGCUUCAAGAUUGAGCGCACUCUUCUGGAAACUCCUCUGAAGACGCUUGGGGUGCAAAACAUCUGGAGCAACAGUGCUGAUUUGAGUGGAAUGGCAGGUGUUCCCGGGGAGCUACGAGCCAACAGAAUUCUGCAAAGUUCUUACAUAAAAGCUGACGAGACUGGAGUGGAAGCUAUUGUUGAUACUUCGGUGGAAUUGAGAGUUACUGAGGAGCACAACGUCGUGGCCGACCAUCCAUUUCUAUUCUAUAUUAAAUACAAAGGGAUAAUUGUGUUCGUGGGAAGGCGCGUUAGAUAUUAG
Molecule: messenger RNA, 606 nt
Organism: Zophobas morio
Lineage: Eukaryota; Metazoa; Arthropoda; Insecta; Coleoptera; Tenebrionidae
Product: serpin B3-like
Exons: 5
Coding region: 1-606 (201 amino acids)
Molecular function (GO): serine-type endopeptidase inhibitor activity
Source: RefSeq, a predicted model, not a curated record